Molecule: messenger RNA, 3937 nt
Organism: Tarenaya hassleriana
Lineage: Eukaryota; Viridiplantae; Streptophyta; Magnoliopsida; Brassicales; Cleomaceae
Product: probable LRR receptor-like serine/threonine-protein kinase At1g29720
Exons: 26
Coding region: 608-3733 (1041 amino acids)
Biological process (GO): protein phosphorylation
Molecular function (GO): protein kinase activity; protein binding; ATP binding
Source: RefSeq, a predicted model, not a curated record
AUUAACUGCAAUCCAUUUGAUCAUUUGUGCUUCAAACCCUAAUUUAUUACUUCCGAAGCUCACACUGGUCACUGGAAAACUAAGAAUGGCAUCUUCAGGGGAGGUCGCUAAUGGAGCGAGUUUGUUGCAGGGUUCGUUCAUCUUAAGCCAAAGCAAAAACUUGGGUGAAAUUAGGGUUCUUAGCGAAUACUGAAAUUAGGGUUUCUUAGGUGCCUUCGCUAACGGAGCGAGUUUGUUCCAGUGUUCGUUCAUCUAAGCCAAGCAAAAACUUGGGUUAAACUAAGGUUCUUAUCGAAUUGUGAAAUUAAGGUUUCUUAGGUUUUCUAAGGGGCUCGGCAAGGAUCGCGCACGUGGUUUGUGAUCGAGUAUGACGAAGAGCCGAUCCCUGAGCUUGCCCAUGGCUUCGAAUUGCAGUAUCAGGAGGACGAGGAAGAGAGGUGAAUGGGAUAGUGAAGAUGACGGACUUCUUGUCGGCGGUGACGGAGAUAAAGGUCACGGCCUUGACGGCGCCGUUGGAGAAGAACAGGCACCACCAGGGACAAGAAACUUCAACAUGGAAUACUGAGGUUAUGCAAGAGAGGAGCAAAGAAACUGAACAUCUUCCUCCAUGUCAAUGAUCUCCUACUUCAUCUUCAUCUCAAUCUUCUUUGCUCCUCUAGCUUGUGCUUCACCAGCUCUCCUCCAUCCAGAUGAAGUGGAAGCGCUUCAAGAGAUUGCUAGAACGCUUGGUAUCAAGAAUUUGGACCUAAGAGAAGACCCUUGCGCUAAAAGCAUUCUGAGGAUAGCUGAUGGUGAUUUGCAGCCAGGGCAGGACAGUACAGUCAUUUGUGAUUGUAGCUUCGACAACAAUAGGACCUGUCAUAUUACACAGUUAACACUCAAGACCUUCAGUCUUCCCGGCAGAGUUCCCCCAGAGUUGGUCAAGCUUCGAUAUCUCAACCAAAUUGAUUUAUGCCGCAACUACCUUUCUGGCACAAUUCCAGUGGAAUGGGCCUCAAUGGCAUACCUCAAAUCUAUUUCACUCUGUUCGAAUCGCUUAAGUGGAAACAUACCGUCCUGGCUGGGAAAGUUAACAAAUCUUACAUCCUUAGUGCUUGAAGAAAACGAACUCUCUGGCACUAUUCCAGACGAGCUGGGAAACCUGAUCAACCUAGAACACUUGAAACUUGCAUCCAAUCGAUUGACCGGAAGCUUGCCAAGCAGUCUUUCAAGACUAGUCAAGCUACGAGAUUUUUUCAUUAGUGACAAUAACUUAAGCGGCAACAUUCCCGAUCUUAUUGGAAACUGGUUUCAGAUUAGCAGGCUAUAUCUAUUUGCAAGUGGGCUGAGAGGGCCUAUUCCUGAUUCACUGUCGCGUCUAGAAAAUCUUAAGGAGCUGAGGAUUAGUGAUACGACUGGGAUAGACUCUUUUCCAAAUAUAUCCAGCAACGUCAUAAGACACCUGACUCUGAGGAAUGUGAACAUGUCUGGACCAAUUCCACCUAGUAUCUGGCAAAAGGAGCUAUAUACUUUGGAUGUAUCGUUCAACAAGUUGACUGGAGAAGUUCCAACCACAAGGAAUCCACCAAAAUAUACCUAUUUGACUGGAAACAUGAUUUCUGGAGAAGCUGGAUCUGGUGUCUUCCUUACCACCCCGUCGUACAUUGAUCUUUCUUAUAACAACUUUACAUGGUCCUCUAAAUGUGUGGAAAGAAGUAACAUUAACACGUUCCGGAGCUCAAAUAUGAAGAACAACUUGUAUGUGAAUGGUUCUAUUUUGGAUAUACGUGCAUAUCUUUACUUUCUCUUACUAUGUGGUGAUACAAAAGGUUUCCAUGUAACACGAGCUAAUGUGGUGCCUACAUAUUCCGAUCAUAUGUUACACAGAACCGGGCUUCUUCCAUGCGCCGAUCGAAUCAACUGCCGGAAGUAUCACCGCUCCGUACAUAUAAAUUGCGGUGGAGAAAACGUAGAUGUUGCAAAUGCUUCUGGUCGUGUCAUUUUUCAAGGUGAUAACAGUGCUCAAACCACAGCUGCAACAAAUCAUCACUGGGAAAACUGGGGAUUCAGUAACACAGGGGACUUUAUUAAUGAUAAGUUCAAAGAGGAUUCCUAUGUAAUUGCAACCAAUGCAUCAUUAUCUGGUGAUUCUUCUGGAUUAUAUAAGACCGCACGUAGAUCUGCUCUUUCUCUGGUAUACUAUGCAUUUUGCCUGGACAAUGGAAUCUACCAUGUGAAACUCCAUUUUGCGGAGAUUCAGUUUUCAGAUGAAGAACUGUACUGUCGCACCGCAAGGCGCAUUUUUGAUGUCUAUGUUCAGGGAGUACAGGUGUUGAAGGAUUUUAACAUCAGAGAGGAAGCUAAAGGGGCUUAUAGACCAAUUGUGAAGGAACUGAAUGCAACUGUAGCAGAUCAUACGCUUGAGGUUCGGUUGUAUUGGGCAGGGAAAGGCACUACCCACAUUCCCAAUAGAGGGAAUUAUGGUCCUCUUAUAUCUGCAAUUUCUUUUUGUCACAGUUCAGAACCUCGAUGUGGAGCGGAGAAAGCCAAACGAGAUCACUCUCCCCAAAUUAUUGGGGCAGCGGGCGCUUUUCUAUGUGUUAUUUUCUUGGCGUUUGGAAUAUAUACUAGAAGAAGAUGCGUACACCAGAACACAAGAGAAAUAGAUCUUAGAGCCCAGGUUCUGCAAACGGUUUGCUUCACCUGGAGGCAACUACAAGCGGCCACAAGCAAUUUUGAUGAAUCAAACAAACUUGGAGAAGGGGGUUUCGGAUCUGUAUUCAAAGGUGAGCUGGCAGAUGGAACUAUCAUCGCAGUUAAGCAGCUUUCGUCCAAAUCAUGUCAAGGAGACCGUGAAUUUGUCAACGAAAUUGGCAUGAUCUCGGGUCUGCAUCAUCCAAACCUUGUGACACUUUAUGGAUGCUGUGUCGAGAAGAAUCAAUUGUUGCUUGUAUACGAGUACAUGGAAAAUAAUUCGCUUGCUCAUGCGCUAUUUGGAAAGAGUAUGCUGAAACUGGAUUGGGAAACCAGACAGAAGAUUUGCGUUGGAAUAGCAAGAGGAAUAGAGUAUCUUCACGAAGGAUCGAUGAUCAGAAUGGUUCACCGUGACAUCAAAACCACGAAUGUGCUAUUAGACGGUGACCUCAACGCAAAGAUAUCUGAUUUUGGAUUGGCUAGGCUCCGUAACGAAGAACAAAGCCAUAUCAGCACCAAAGUUGCUGGGACCAUAGGAUAUAUGGCUCCUGAGUAUGCUCUACGGGGUCAACUGACAGAAAAAGCCGAUGUUUACAGCUUCGGAGUUGUGGCUCUUGAGAUUGUUAGCGGUGAGAAUAAUCUGAAAUGCAAGGGAGGGAUUGAACAAACUUCUCUUAUCGAUCAGGUGGUCAUGCUGCAACAGAAUGGUAACUUAUUGGAGAUGGUCGAUCCAAAGCUCGAAGAUGAUUUCAACCACGAAGAAGCCGAGAGAAUGAUCAAAGUGGCUCUUUCUUGCAUAAACUCGUCUCCUUCUUUGAGGCCGACGAUGUCAGAAGCCGUGAAAAUGCUCGGGGGAGAGAUGAAAAUAACGGAAAGUAUCUCGGACACUCAUUUGUACGGAGGAGUCAUCAACUUCCCGAGGCUGAGAGUUAGCUCGAGCAUGUUGGGAACUGAGAUAUCAUCCUCGGGUCAGGCCACGACAACUUCGAUAUCGGGUUAUGAAUUAUACCCUUUUGCUCCUGAAUCCGCCAUUCUGGACAGCAGCUAUACCUCAUCCUAGUCGUCGAUGUAGCGCGUAAAAUGUGACAGACCAAAGUCAUUUGAUAAAACCAAACAUGUGAACGCUGUAUCAGAUUCAUAGUCAUUAUAUAUGUAUACAGACGCGCGCGUGUAUCUUCUACUACAGGGUGAUACAAAAAAAAAAAAGGGUAAAAGGAAACAGCCCUCUAUUUCUAUGGCGUUUGAAGAUGGAGGGAGUUUGUGA